AUGCACGAUAGUGAGGUGUAUCAUGGAAACCUCCUCACAUCAGACCUCAAAUGGAAUCGAAAAAGGCUAGAAGAAAUCUUACCGUCGUUGGCGUCACAGAUUCAAACCAUAAGACCAAGCACCAAAGGAGCAGAAGAUAUCUUUGUUUGGCAACCUCUGCAAUCAGGAGUGUACUCCGCCAAAUCAGGAUACUCUACAGCCUCAGCACUCAAACAUCAGCACACACCACAAGAGGAGAACCAAGAGUUCCGCUGGGUGAAAGACAUUUGGUCUGGACUCUUCUCCCCUAAACUCAAAGUAUUCCUCUGGUCCACCAUCCAAAAAGCACUCCCAACUGGCGAGAAUCUGCAGAAUAGAGGCAUCACAUCAGAUCUCACGUGCCCAAGAUGUAAGAAAACAGAAACGGUAAUGCAUAUAUUUUUCAACUGUACUUUUGCAAGGAAAGUUUGGGAAGCUGUACCCUUAAGACAAGCGAUCCCCAUAUCUGCGGAGGACACAAUAACAUCGAUGAUGGUCAAGUUCAGAAGAGCCCUAUGCCUCCCACCGACAGGAGUUCAAAACCCAAUCCUUCCCUGGAUCCUCUGGUCCAUAUGGACAGCUCGCAACAAACUCCUCUUCGAAGACAGAAACAUGCCACCUGAGGAGAUCGCAUCAGGAGGGAUUAGGCUUGCGCGAGAGUGGAAUCAAGCACAAGAGCCAAAGAACUCACCAAAGAAGUCAGUAUCUGCUCCAGAGGUGAGCAUCGACGGGAGGACAACGUCUCGAAACCAUAGCGGCGACAGCGCGAUCAUCUGCACAACGGACGCAUCUUGGGAUGCGACAUCAAAGAGGGCCGGCUUAGCAUGGAUCUUCAAGGAAAGCAACGGAACAAUCGCGACCCAAGGAUCAGAAAUCCAACACUCUGUCUCAUCCCCCUUGAUGGCUGAAGCCCUAGCAAUUAGAUCAUCUCUCGUCAUGGCAGUAGAACACGAGAUUCCCAAUCUCAGAAUCUACUCCGACUCACUAACGCUCAUUCGAGCAAUCAACACCAAGAUGCAUGAUAAAGAAAUUUAUGGGAUCCUCUGCGACAUCCAUCAAAUCUCUUCUGUAUUUGGCUCAAUCUCCUUCUCGUUCUUGCCUCGAUCAAAAAACAGAGAAGCGGAUGAGCUGGCUAAACGCUGUCUCCGUUCUUUUUCUUUCAAGUCUUGUAUUGGGCCCAUUGGGCUAAACAAUUAG
Brassica rapa (field mustard) is the source of this 1215-nucleotide messenger RNA. RefSeq lists its product as uncharacterized. NCBI's taxonomy places the organism in Eukaryota, Viridiplantae, Streptophyta, Magnoliopsida, Brassicales, Brassicaceae. The record is from RefSeq and is a predicted model, not a curated record. Gene Ontology annotation, molecular function: RNA-DNA hybrid ribonuclease activity; nucleic acid binding.